UCGAGUACUUUGAUAAUAUGACAAUAUGUCAGCUUAUAGGUAACAUCGAGUACUUUGAUAAUAUGACAAUAUGUCAGCUUAUAGGUAACAUCGAGUACUUUGAUAAUAUGACAAUAUGUCAGCUUAUAGGUAACAUCGAGUACUUUGAUAAUAUGACAAUAUGUCAGCUUAUAGGUAACAUCGAGUACUUUGAUAAUAUGACAAUAUGUCAGCUUAUAGGUAACAUCGAGUACUUUGAUAAUAUGACAAUAUGUCAGCUUAUAGAUCAGCCCCACAAGGGUAUAAUAUCCUUACUUGAAUAUAUUUCUAGAUCAUCCCCACAAGGGUAUAAUAUCCUUACUAGAAUAUAUUUCUAGAUCAGCCCCACAAGGGUAUAAUUUCCUUAUUAGAAUAUAUUUCUAGAACAGCCCCACAAGGGUAUAAUAUCCCUCAUUGAAUAUAUUUCUAGAUCAGCCUCACAAGGGUAUAAAAUCCUUGUUAGAAUAUAUUUCUAGAUCAGCCCUACAACGGUAUAAUAUCCCUCAUUGAAUAUAUUUCUAGAUCAGCCCCACAAGGGUAUAAUAUCCUUACUAGAAUA
This is a messenger RNA of Eurytemora carolleeae, 577 nucleotides long. RefSeq lists its product as uncharacterized. Lineage: Eukaryota; Metazoa; Arthropoda; Copepoda; Calanoida; Temoridae. The record is from RefSeq and is a predicted model, not a curated record. The transcript is spliced from 2 exons. The coding region runs from base 18 to 356 and encodes 112 amino acids.